GCUCUUUUCUUUUCUUCACUUGGAACGUUCUAUUACAUCACCCCUCCCUCCUUUCAGGCGAGCCUGGAUCUCAGUGAGAGAGGAAGGAAAUCCUGUUUGUAUCCCCAGGCUGUGGCACUCACACGCAGAGGGACGAGGAGGCGAAGCUGGGUUCGAGGGCUGGCUUCUUUGCUGGCCUUGGGCACUGGAAUACUCUACAUCACAUCCAUUAAGCGGGAGGUUCAUUCUCAUGGGGAAAGACUGCAGAGGGCCCAUCAGAAUGACUCGGUCAGGGGUCAGGACAUGCUCAAGAGGCUGGAGAAGAUGGAGGCUCACAUUGAGAAGCUGGUGAAGUCAGUCAACAACAGGAUCAGUCUGAAAGAGGGGCAGGCUGUGAAGGCUACCGAGGUCAAGAAGGAGAGGAAGGUGGUGAAGAAGUUGUACCCCAACUCAGCUCUGUUUACAACCUGGGGUGAUGAGCUCUCAGAGGAGGAGCAGAAAGAGGCAGAAGGGUUGUUUCAGAUGUAUGGAUACAACGCCUUCCUGAGUGACAGACUACCCCUGAACAGGGAAAUCCCUGAUACUCGCGAUCCUAAGUGUGCUAAUCACCAGUACCCCCAUGACCUGCCCACCAUCAGCGUGGUGUUGAUCUACUUGGACGAGGCCCUGUCAAUCAUCAAGAGAGCUGUCCGCAGCAUCAUAGACAAGACCCCCCAACGCCUGCUUAAAGACAUCAUACUGGUGGAUGACCACAGCUCCAAUGAGGACCUAAAGGAGAAGUUGGAUGCCUACAUCAGAUUCAUCGAUGAAGAGCGUCCGGGCCUGUUGAAGAGAGUGAGACACCUGGAGCAGCUCGGUCUCACACAGGCCCGCCUCUCAGGGUGGAGGGAAGCUGAAGGAGACGUGGUGGCCAUCUUGGAUGCCCACAUAGAAGUCCACGUGGAAUGGGCGGAGCCUCUGUUAGCUCGGAUAAAGGAGGACCGCACGUUGGUGUUGACACCGGUGUUUGACAAAGUCCAUUUCGAUGACUUGACAGUCACGCGUUAUUGGCCUGCUGCAGAUGCCUUUGACUGGGCCCUGUGGUGUAUGUACGAGUCCUUCAGACCUGAGUGGUAUGCCUUAAAAGACGAGACACAGCCAGGAAAGAGCCCCUCCAUUAUGGGCAUACUAGUGGUUGAUCGCCUGUUCUUUGGGGAAAUUGGUGCUCUGGAUGGUGGUAUGAAGAUCUAUGGAGGUGAAAAUGUUGAACUGGGCAUCCAGGUGUGGCUGUGUGGUGGAAGUGUCGAGGUCAUACCUUGUUCUAAAAUAGCCCACAUCGAGAGGGCCCAUAAACCCUAUCUCCCAGACCUGAGCAUUACAAUGAAGAGGAAUGCUCUGAGAGUGGCUGAGGUCUGGAUGGAUGAAUACAAACAUAAUGUCAACAUCGCCUGGAACCUCCCACUGAAGGAUCACGGCAUAGACAUUGGGGAUGUUUCAGAGAGGAAGAAGUUGAGAAAGAGUCUGAACUGCAAACCCUUCCAGUGGUAUCUGGACAAUGUGUAUCCAAUGUUAGACCUCCUGGGUGACUUGCUUGGUUAUGGAGCUCUGGUCAAUGACCUGAAGACGGAUCUCUGUAUAGAUCAAGGCCCAGUUCCGGGGAACACACCUAUUUUAUAUGGAUGUCAUUAUUUUGGUCCACAGAACUGUUAUUAUCGAGCCAGCGGGGAGAUCUACAUUGGAGGCAUCAAGUCUCACAAGUACAACAGUAAUCGCUGUUUGAUGGACAUUGGCACUCAAACCCCAGGACUGUAUGAUUGCAAGGAGGCCAAGCAGAAGGGAUUCCACAUGCUCUGGGAAUUUCAACAGGGAAAAUCCAUCCAGAACAGACAGACAAAGAGAUGUCUGGAGAUUACUCCAGGGGAGGACACUUUCUACCAACUCAUCAUUCAGGAGUGCAGUGGGCAGCACUGGUUAAUACGGAAUGUGAUAAAAGACUUCUGAUACACUGAGAUAGUUAGGCCUACUGUACCAGAGACAAUACAGCGGGGCUGUAGGAGUUAUCAUCAUGCUUUGAAAAGCCAAUCAGUGGUCAGCAGUGAGAUGACUGUGUGAUCUUAGUGAGCUUUUGGUUGUACAUAGCUUCAUGGGGACAGAUUUACAUCAUUCACAGAAUGUGAAAUGCUAUUGAGCAAAGAAAGAAUAAAUAUGAUUCCUGUAUUUACACUCAUUUGUGGUUGGUUACUGAUUCACUGUAGAUUUUCACCAAAGAGGGUCAUAGAAUAUGUAUUUUUGUACAAACAUGAUAGCUGUACUUACAGUUUAUGGUUGACACAGCCUGUUGGCCAUUAGCCAAUCUGAGUUUCUCAACAAGUUGAAAGCAUGUGAAUGCAUUCAACUGAUAUUUACGACUUCACAACUGGUAAUUACCACCUUCCCACUUCUUUAUAAACAUAGCAGUAUCAUGAUGCUUUGAAAAGCCAAUCAGUGGUCAGCAGUGAGAUGACUGUGUGAUCUUAGUGAGCUGUUGGUUGGACAUAGCU
Oncorhynchus gorbuscha (pink salmon) is the source of this 2498-nucleotide messenger RNA. Its product is annotated as probable polypeptide N-acetylgalactosaminyltransferase 8. Gene Ontology annotation, cellular component: Golgi apparatus. The transcript has 11 exons. The record is from RefSeq and is a predicted model, not a curated record. Bases 283 to 1959 code for a protein of 558 amino acids. NCBI's taxonomy places the organism in Eukaryota, Metazoa, Chordata, Actinopteri, Salmoniformes, Salmonidae.